AUGAUGGACAACGAACACAGAACGACAGAAACUCUUCCAAAAGGGGAAGUCCCGACGGAAGCAGAGUUUGCGCGGUUCUUGUGUGACAAAACUUUUGUCGAUUAUUUUAAUACAUUCCUGUCGUUACCGGUAUUCUCCCAACGUUUAGUGUACCGUUUUUCUGAGCAGACCUUCGAGUUGGAUCCACCAAUCAAGCGGACUCAGUAUCGUCUGGAUCGUUUGAAGCUCAUGAGAUGGCUGCGUACCCAAAGAGCGCCCCUCUUCUUCAAGACAGAUUUAUAUUUGGAAUAUCUUCUUUGUAAGCAACUUCAGAAGACGCAGUUGCAUCUAUCCUGUCCCUAUGGUUUAGAUCAAACUGGGGCCAAAGAUAGAAUGCUUGACAGGCGAUUGAUGUACCGUUGGCUGAGUAGAGUCUCAGGGAUGCGAAAGUUCCGUCUUUUCUUGGAGCAGACAGCGGGAGAGAAGGCUCUUCAUUUCUGGUUGGAUGCUGAGAGAUUCAGGAAGACUACCAACUGCCAUGAUGAGCAUCGCGAACUGUUUCGGCAGAUGGAGGCAAAAUAUUUCAAACAUGGUGGGAUGUUUGAGUUGCCCGAACACGCUAAGUGGCUCGCUUCAAUCAAACCAGAAGACCAGAACGAGCCUGCAUCAGUUGCUCCCAGACCCCAUCAACGAGAGCGUCGACAGAGCCAUUUUAUCGUCAGCGGUGUGGAGGUAGAAUCUCACCUCCCAGGGGGCUCCCUCUACGGUGUAAGCCAUGAAUGGCUCAUAGCUCCAGAUGCCUUCGUGGUCAUCCAAGGUUUCUUCCUCAAGACACUUCAGAACUACUGGGUGCCUAGAUACCUCCUCCACGCCAAGGCCAAAUGGCUUCGACAUCAACCCCGUGCCCGAGGAGAGGUGCUGGUCUACAGACCCGACAGCUUUGCAGUCCGUGUUCGUAGUUUAUCAGACCUCGUUGGAGAUGGUGAAGAUGAGAACGCAGUCGACUUCUCCACGAAAGCCAAACAGGUGGUACGUGCUGGGAGCAGGUUGAAGAAACAGAGUGCGCUCAAUUUGUUGUCGAUGUUCAGCUCUCCUGGUAUGCGACGAUCUGAGAUGGCAGCUAUCCUGAAACUUGAAGACUCUGGCGAGACUAUUGGAGGCAAACCUCGAGAUGAGACUGACCUUGUUGGUGUCAGUGGAGGGGAAGGGUGGAAGACGGAGGAUUUCCCGCUGCCUACAAUCUCAGAGGAGGAGGAGAAGGAGGACAGCAUUGCUAGCGUAGAGAGUAGAGGGUUGAUCGUCUCCCCUACUCCUUCACCAGAACAACUUAGAUCUGUCUCCGUCAGUCCAGUGAAAUCUACCCAAGGGGAAGAUUCUGUCCCUGGAGCGCCCGAACCAAGAAGUAAGUAUCUUGACGUAAAACAAGAACCAAGAAGUAAAUCAUUGGAUGUCAAACUAAAAGAAGAACCAACAAGUAAAUCUCUUGAUGAAAAAGAAGAACCAAAAAGUAAAUCUCUUGAUGAAAAAGAAGAACCAAGAACCAAGUCUCCGGAUAAAACAGAAGAUCAAAGUCAAAAGAGUCCAAAUAAAUCUCUUACUGACCUUGAUCUGGACAAAAAAGACACAACUACCACCGAAGGCAGAACAUCUCCUUCAUCCCCGGUGAGAAUGUCUAUGGAUCUACCAGUACCAGGCCUUUCCUCAAUCGAUGAGGAUAAGACUCCAAGAUUCCCGCAGGGUGGGCGAAAGCGUCGCAGCAGCGUAGCUGUGCCGUACCAGAUCAGCUGCGACUCGAGCUCAUCUGUUGGACGAAGCUCAGUGUCUGGGGAUUCAAUACACACACCAUCUCUGCGAAGGAUGUCUCUACCAUCAGGUACUGGGUUAGUUCCAUCUUCCAGUAGCCUCAGUAGCUCGCGUGGAGGUACUACGACAACGACAACCAAGAAGGUUAUUAAACCUCCACGUCGAGCACGAGCUAUGUCAAAGGAAUUCAGGCUUGCAGAUUUCUCAAUGAUGGUCAAAUCACUAGACUCGGCUGGUGGUGGGACUAGGUCAGUGGCUUCAGAAGGGUCUGUAGAUGCUGAUAAGAUCGCCUCGUUCGGAAUGCCGCAGCUAGAGGCAGAUAUUGCGGCUCUACAAACUCACAAACAGCAGGAAGAGCGGAAGAAGGCUGAGAGAUUGGCCAGUAAGAGACAUCGAAGAAAGUCUGUCAUUGCAGAAGAUCCAGAUGCCACUGAUGGGAAACAUGGGAAGAAGGAUGGAAAAGGUGUAGAUCCACUUGCAAAAGGUUAUCACCGUGGCCGCAGGGGCUCAACUGUCUCAAAGCUCUCUGGACGUCAGGUAUCCCAACUUACCAGAGCCAAUCUUGCCAUGUUGGAGGCUGUUCACAGAGGCAAGUGGCAUAAAUCUAGUUAUGCAAAUCGUAGCAGUAAAGGGCCAAAAGACGCUGGAAAGCUAGGUCUCGGUCACCAUCUUGGGAAGUAUGGAAUCAAGAGUGAUGAGUAUGAAGUCGACGCUGGGCCAACUAAAGACUACAGCACUUUGACAUUUCAGGAGAAGCUAAAACAUGAUUCCAAGAAAUUGUCCAGGAUACCCAUCCUCUCGCCAGCUCAGCUAGAACCGAGAAUCGCCAUCGAAAGUCUAAGAGAAAAUACAUUCUCUAUCGGGCCAAAGCUUCCUGACAUCAAAGCAGGAGUGCAUCUGAAGCACCUGGAAGCAUUGUCCAUCUCCAAGCCCUUCUACAAAGGGUAUGGUCUAGGUGAGACCAACUUUCGUGAGAAACAUCGAUUACUGAUUGGUGCAAUCUCAGCUGACAAACUAGCUGGAGGUCCGCUCUUCAGUUUCCUCCAGAGACGAGAGUUUGAAACUGAGCUCAGCUACCUCAAAUUCUGGCUCACCUCACAGGAGUACCUAAUGACCGGGACAUAUAUCAGUGACAUCGAGGGAUGCCUGUCAAGGCAUAAGCUCGCCAGGCAGAUCAAAGCUUCUUUUCUCACCCAGACCGGAGAAUGUUACAUUUCUCUUGGAGACCAAUUGGCAAAGGAACUAUGUGAGCAGCUCCCUCGAGACAUUGCCGACGAGCUCUUGGUUCACGCUCAGAACUUGUCUUGUGAAGCCCUGAAAGACUGCUUCCAAGAUUUCCAAAGGAGUGACCGAGAGGAAUUUCUCUCAAAGACGACUUCCCGUAAAAACUACCGACUCGACGCUUACUCACGAACCAAGGCCCGGCCUACCGCAGGUCUCCCCGACUACCUCCCGCAAAAGGGCAGUACAGACUCACUGCAUAAGAUAGAGACAUCAAGUCACUUAAUCAACCAGCUUGUAAAUAAUGCCCGGGAGAACACCGAUGGUGGAAGGAUGGGCAAGACGGAGCUGGAAGAGGGAACUGUCAAUGCUGUUGCCCCGUAUCGGAUGUGGAGGGCACUUCAGCUGGCAGAAACUGCCUCCAGGGCAGUGGCUGACUCAGCUGGAGCAAGUGACCCAAGUGAUCCUGACAGCGACAGUGAAGACGAAGGAAGUCUCAGACGAAAACUUACAACUGUGUACAGAAAACGCAAACCGAAGCCGGUUAAAGAUGUCAAACCAAGGCAGUCUUAUGACGUGAUAAGACGGCGAGAUGUAGGGAUACACCGAGUCUUACAAUCACGAGAGAGUAAACACGUGACGGAUGAAGAUUCAUCUGGAGCUGGUGGGAAGGCAGUCUGCCGUGUCAUAAGGAAGGAUGGGAGGACUAUUCAGAGACCACCGAGACCCAAAACCUUUCAGGAUGUUCUCCGUGACACCAGCCACCAGGAGUUUCUGAAACGGUUCUUGGUUCAGAAGAAGGCUGACCUACCGCUUCUGUUCUGGCAGGCUGUCGACAACAUGAAGUCAACUAGUAGGGAUGCCAAGGGUCGACAGUCAAGAACCAUCAUGAUUGUCCGCAAAUUCUUUUGCAAAGCAACCGACUUUGGUGGUGCCUUACAGUGUGACGCAGAGAUCAUUCAAGACAUUCCAAGCUUGGAGAAAGUGACUCCACCGAUGUUGUUGUCUGCCCAGGCAUGUGUGGCUAAAAGCCUUGAGGAGAAAUGGUUUGAGCAAUAUCAAGACACAUUCCCUGAGGAGGCGUCCGAUGAGGAGAAUGAAGACGGAAGUGGCGAUGAGGAACAGAGACUUCCUCCGAGACAAAAGAAUAAAGCUCUGUGGGCAAUGUUUAUCAACAAUGUGACGUCAUUCCGCAGAGGUCUGAUGAGCACAGCCACUCUGAACGCCUUCAAGACAUUCUUCUCUAAAGAGGUUCAACGAGAACUCGAGAAACAGAAACAGACCGGUGUACAGAGCAGGAGAAUGAUCAGUAACAAAGUCAUCAUUGUGGAAAAGCUACAGAAUGAUCUCAGCUUCUGGGCGGAGGUUGAAAGAUUUAAAGAGCUAGCAGAUUCAGCCGCGCGAGCAGCAGCCAGUGGUACAUACACAAUAGAUGACGAGGAAAUGGUCCAACGUAAAGCCAAGGCACUCAUUGAUUGCUACAUAGACUCACAGGUCCCGCCAAAAGUUCAGAUCAAUAUAACUCAAGAAGUAGCGGAUGAGAUCUUAGACAUAGCUGCGAAUGGUUUGAUAGAGAGAGGCAUCUUCCAUGAUGCUGCUGUUUCAAUCUUCGCCGUUCUACUCUACUGCUGGAAGAAGUUUUGUAAGGAGAGGUUUGCUCCAAGUAAGAAACCCAGUAGAUCUGAGGUACCCACUGAACCAACGAAGAAGAAGAAACGAAAGAGGAAACGUCAUCCAUCAACCCCACGUGUAGCUGGUGUCAAGAUUAAGACGGUCACUGGGGCUUCAGUUGACGACCCCCCUAAGUUGCAAUUUAGUCUGCAGAGCGGCGUCCAGCUAAUUCUACCACCCAAACCCCACGUCAGGGAACGCGUCCGUGCAGCCAUACGGCAGCUGUAUCCCGACGCUGGCAGCCUCGAUAAACACGGGGACGAGAAACUGCUACAACUCUACCAGGCAGCUCAACAGCUCCAUGCGCAGGGUAGUUUCGCACAGCGACGGAUGAGCCGAUCCGUCGGGCAGAAUCUGCAAAUGGAAUCAGGGCAACUGGCCAGCUUGCUGCCCGGUGGAGCAACUGCUCUCUGA
Messenger RNA from Asterias rubens (European starfish), 5088 nucleotides. RefSeq lists its product as uncharacterized. The transcript has 19 exons. Lineage: Eukaryota; Metazoa; Echinodermata; Asteroidea; Forcipulatida; Asteriidae. The coding region runs from base 1 to 5088 and encodes 1695 amino acids. The record is from RefSeq and is a predicted model, not a curated record.